Arctia plantaginis is the source of this 1026-nucleotide messenger RNA. NCBI's taxonomy places the organism in Eukaryota, Metazoa, Arthropoda, Insecta, Lepidoptera, Erebidae. The record is from the annotation of a GenBank genome assembly.
AUGCUGUUAAAAACCAUAUUUGUUGUGAUAUCAAUUUCUAGUGCUAUUAGUCGUCACGCGGAUCUUAGAGACUAUUAUUUUAAUAGCAGACGAGUUAAUAAAUUAAUAGCAGACAGAGCGAAAGUUCUAGAAGUAAAUUUGCCAAAGAACAGAGAAUAUUUAGAUGGGAUUGCACAUUAUAAAAAACGAGAUUUAUCUAGUAAAGAUGUUGAGAAAGUUACCGCCAUAGAGAAUGAUUUCCGAAGACUUAUUGCAAUGAAAGGUGUCAAGUAUGUCUAUAAGAGGAAUAUGCACUGGAGAACGUGGCGUAAAGUGAAAAUUGACAAUGGUGUGACUAAAAUAGUGUCCUAUAAAUGUAAUAAUAAUUUACGCAAAAAUACCACCGGCUGCGAUAACUGUGGAUCGUGGACGUUGGAAGAGUCACCGCCGUGCCCUGUAGAGAUCUAUUCUAUCAUAGAUGACUCUUGGAUAUGCGUUCACGAUUAUCUCCAGCCGUUGGAAGAUUUUAAUGAUAAUUGUCCAUCCAUGAUAAAAUUCACUGAUCUGCCGCCAACUUGUGACAACCCUACUGACACUAUAUACCGAUUUACAACGGAUUUUGACGCGGCUGGAAAGCAUAAUAAUAUUAUUUGUGAGGGAAAAUAUUAUUGUGAAGUCCUCACAACAUAUUUGAUAUCAAAAACAAAUAUAUCAUUCAGAAUAAUAAAUUCUGAGAACAAAAUUUUAUACUCAAAAAUAAUGAAGAAAAACAAUAUUAACUAUAUGUGCGUUAAAGACUGCGGCCAUUACGAUCCCCGUACUAAAACGGUCACGAAAAUAGACAAGCCGAUGAAAUUGAGUUUACUCACUUCUCGGAAAAAUAAAAGGGAUUUAAUAGGCCAGAAGGAGUCUGAAGACGUAAUAGACAAUCAGCUAUCCAUGCCAAAUGAUGAACACGUCGAGGAAGUAUUUCAUAUCAAUGCUCCUUCAAAAACAGUAGAUACAAAGAAAAUGGAGUUUUUGUUAUUUAUGGAAGACAACUACUGA